Messenger RNA from Elephantulus edwardii (Cape elephant shrew), 453 nucleotides. Its product is annotated as 60S ribosomal protein L31-like. The record is from RefSeq and is a predicted model, not a curated record. Bases 1 to 453 code for a protein of 150 amino acids. Gene Ontology annotation, biological process: cytoplasmic translation. Gene Ontology annotation, molecular function: structural constituent of ribosome. Lineage: Eukaryota; Metazoa; Chordata; Mammalia; Macroscelidea; Macroscelididae. Gene Ontology annotation, cellular component: ribosome; cytosolic large ribosomal subunit. The transcript has 2 exons.
AUGAACAAGGCUCAGGUGCACGAAUGGCUUAUAGCUAGCUCUCCAAGUCCUGAGAGCUUGGAGCCUGGUCCCUGCACUACGGCCCCCGCAAAGAAGGGUGGUGAGAAGAAAGGCCAUUCUGCCAUCAACGACGUGGAGACCAGAGAGUCCACCACCAACAUUCACACGCGCAUCCCUGGAGUGGGAUUUAAGAAGCGGGCUCCUCGGGCACUGAAGAGGAUCUGGAAAUUUGCCGUGAAGGAGAUGGGAACACCAGAUGUUCGCAGCAACCCCAGGCUUAGCAAAGCUGUCGGGGCCAAAGGAAUAAGGACUGUCCCAAACCGCAUCCAUGCACGGUUGUCUAGAAAACGUAAUGACGAUGAAGAUUCUCCAAACAAGCUGUGUACACUGGUUACCUAUGGACCUGUCACCACUUUCAAAACUCUACAGACUGUCAAUGAGGAUGAAAACUAA